AUGCACAUCACUAUUAGACUCCUGGCAACCGCCGUGGCGGUUGCAUCAGUGUCAUCAUGUUUCAAGCACAGACUUACUUUCUACAAUGGCAACUCGUGCAACAGCGCGGCGCUCGGCUCUGUAGAAGUCGAGGCCUCCCCAGACUGCCAUACCGACCAUGUUGGUGUGGCCCAAUCGUUUACUGUCAAGGGCCUCGGCGAUGGGGAAAACCCCGAUUACGUGGUUAUGUUCGCUUCGGACGACUGCAAUCCCGAGACGAUUAUCGACAAGGCCGAGGGCGGUUGCUUGCGCACCGGAGAUGGCCCGAAUUACGGUUCUUUUCAGGUUUGGAAUGUCAUGAGUGAUUAA
Verticillium nonalfalfae is the source of this 348-nucleotide messenger RNA. RefSeq lists its product as uncharacterized. The transcript is spliced from 2 exons. Bases 1 to 348 code for a protein of 115 amino acids. NCBI's taxonomy places the organism in Eukaryota, Fungi, Ascomycota, Sordariomycetes, Glomerellales, Plectosphaerellaceae. The record is from RefSeq and is a predicted model, not a curated record.